AUGCCAGAAGAGAUAGGAGUUAAAAAAACUGAUCAAAAAAUUACAAAAAUAUCAAAACCUUCUCUUGAUGCGAUUAAUAAUCAACAGGUAGAUGGACAACAACAAUUAACAUUAUGUCAACAACCUCUAAUUAAUGAGACAAAUGAAGAAGAAGGUCCAAUUAAUCUUAUUUCUGGAUCAAUUGUUGCAAAAAAAUAUCAAAUAAUUGAAAAACUUGGUGAAGGUGGUUGUGGAUCUGUAUAUGUAGUUAAAGAUAAUAUAACAAAUAUAAAAUAUGCCAUGAAAUCUGAAUCAUUAAAAGUUGGUGAAUUUUCUGUUUUAAAACUUGAAGUUCAAGUUAUGAAAAGAUUAGGAAAUGGUUCUAAUGUUUGUCAAUUAAUUGCAAGUGGAAAAAAUGAUAAAUAUUCAUAUAUGAUUAUGUCACUUCUUGGUAAUUCACUUUUUGAUCUUUUAUCACAAUAUCGUGAAUUUACUGUAUCAACAUCAGCCAGAGCAGCUAUUCAAGCAUUAACAGGUUUAAAACAGUUACAUGAUGUUGGUUUUAUACAUCGUGAUAUUAAAACAGAAAAUCUUGCUAUUGGUAAAGAUAAUGAAAAAAGAAUUGUAUUUUUAUUAGAUUUUGGUUUAGUUAGAGAAUAUUUUUUUGUUGAUAGUAAAGGAAAACUUGAAAUACGUAAAGCAAGAGAAAAAUGUCAUUUUAGAGGAACAUUAAAAUAUGCAAGUAUCUCUGCACAAGAAGGUAAUGAACAAGGAAGAAAAGAUGAUUUAUGGGGUCUUUUAUAUUGUGUUGGAGAAUUUUUUAGACGUUUACCAUGGGAUAUUGAUGAAAGUGAUAAAAGUAUUGUUAAAAAAAUUAAAAAAGAAACACCUUUACCAUUAUUAUUUAAAGAAAUGCCUGAAAUGGUUAAUCUUGGAGGAUAUCUUGAUACCUUGACAUAUUAUAGUAGACCAGAUUAUAAAAAAAUUUAUUCAUAUUUUAAAAUAGAAAUGGAUAAAGUUAAUGCUUCAUUUGAUGAUCCAUAUGAUUGGGAAUUAGAUUGCCGUUAUGUACAAGAACAACUAGCUGCAGCAAUAGCAAAAAGAAAUAAAACAAAAGAUAAUGAUGAACUGGGAAAUUUAAAUAAUAAUAAAACAAAUAAAAACUCAAUAGAUAAAAAGUUAGGAAAUAAAAAAGGUGGAACAAGUAAAAAUUGUGGUACUAGAAGACGUUUCUAUAAACCAAAAGAUGUCAUAAUGCAAAUUUCAAAUAAAUUAAAGAAAUCUAGAAGAAAACGAAAUUUAUUUAGUGAUGAUAAACAAAUUAUUAAUGAUGAAAAUAUUAUUGCUACAGCUAAAUCAACAAUAGAAAAUUUAGAUGAAGAAUUUAAUAAUGAAAAUGAGAAACAAAAAAAGAAUAAAGAUCCAACUAAUUAUUAUGAAAUUGAACUUGGAAAAAAUGAUAUUGGAUUAUAA
Messenger RNA from Strongyloides ratti, 1452 nucleotides. Its product is annotated as Asator. The transcript has a single exon. Lineage: Eukaryota; Metazoa; Nematoda; Chromadorea; Rhabditida; Strongyloididae. Gene Ontology annotation, biological process: peptidyl-serine phosphorylation; signal transduction. Gene Ontology annotation, molecular function: ATP binding; protein serine/threonine kinase activity. The coding region runs from base 1 to 1452 and encodes 483 amino acids. The record is from RefSeq and is a predicted model, not a curated record. Gene Ontology annotation, cellular component: cytoplasm; nucleus.